AUGCUCAGGGUCGGGUCCAGUAACUUGCUCGGACAGAGCCGCGCUGCGGUCGCUCGCCUUGCCACCGCGGCUCAUGCAAGCCACGGUGCUGCUUCCAACGUUCUGACCCAGGCCAACCCUUCCCCACGCACGAUCAGCUACACAUAUCCUCAGUCUUUGGGCAACGUGCCAGAGACCAAGGUCACCACCCUCGCCAACGGUUUCACCAUCGCUACCGAAGCCAACCCUAACAACCAGACUGCCACCGUUGGAGUAUGGAUUGACGCCGGUUCCAGGUUUGAGACUGAGAAGACAAAUGGAACGGCUCACUUUUUGGAGCACAUGGCUUUCAAGGGAACGAAAAGCCGAACACAAGUACAGCUGGAAACUCAGAUUGAGAACAUUGGCGGUCAUUUGAACGCGUACACGUCCCGCGAGCAGACGGUGUACUACGCCAAGUCUCUGUCGUCAGAUGUCGGUACUUCCGUGGAGAUCCUCUCCGAUAUCCUGCAGGGAUCGACCCUCAGCAACGACGCCAUUGAGCGGGAGCGUGAUGUUAUCUUGAGGGAGGCCGAGGAGGUUGACAAGCAGAAGGAGGAGGUGGUUUUCGACCACCUGCACGCCUCUGCUUUCCAGAGGUCGGCUCUUGGACGUACCAUCCUUGGUCCCUCCAAGAACAUCAAGAGCAUCACCCGCGAAGACCUGGUUGCGUACAUCAGCUCCAACUACACUCCCGAGCGCAUGGUUCUGGCCGCCGCCGGUGGUGUCGACCACGACGCCCUCGUCAAGCUCGCUGAGCAGCACUUUGGAAAGAUGGCCCGUGGAGCAGCCGUCAAGGCUCGUCAAAGCAAGGCCAAGUUUGUCGGAUCCGACGUCCGCGCCCGUUUCGACGAGCACCCGACCGCCCACGUUGCUCUCGCCGUCGAGGGUGUCAGCUGGACCAGCCCCGACUACUGGGCCCUCCUCGUCGCCCAGUCCAUCAUCGGAAGCUGGGACAGGUCUCUGGGUGCCGCUCCCCACGUUUCUUCGAAGCUCGCCCAGGCCCUGCACAAGUACGGCCUGGCCAACUCCUUCAUGUCCUUCAACACCUCGUACUCGGACACGGGUCUCUUCGGUGUCUACGCCGUGACCGAAAACCACAUGCACCUCGAUGACCUGGUCCACCACAUCCAACAAGAGUGGCACCGUCUGGCCAUGUCCAUCUCCGAAGCCGAGGUAUUCCGCGCCAAGAACCAACUGAAGACCUCCCUUCUGCUUGCCCUCGACGGCACAACCCCCAUCGCGGAGGACAUCGGUCGUCAAAUGCUCGUCUACGGAAAGCGCCUCACCCCUUGGGAGAUCGACGGGCUUAUCGAGAAGGUUACCGCUGCGGAUGUCAUGAAGGUUGCCAAGCAGUACAUCUACGACCAGGAGGUGUGCAUGGUUGGUUAUGGACCGAUUGAGGCUUUGCCUGACUACAACCGUGUGCGGUCCGCCAUGUCCCCCAUCUACUACUAG
Messenger RNA from Fimicolochytrium jonesii, 1476 nucleotides. RefSeq names its product Metalloenzyme, LuxS/M16 peptidase-like protein. Gene Ontology annotation, molecular function: metalloendopeptidase activity; metal ion binding. Lineage: Eukaryota; Fungi; Chytridiomycota; Chytridiomycetes; Spizellomycetales; Powellomycetaceae. The transcript is spliced from 3 exons. Gene Ontology annotation, cellular component: mitochondrion. The coding region runs from base 1 to 1476 and encodes 491 amino acids. The record is from RefSeq and is a predicted model, not a curated record.